AAAUGCUGUCAUUUGUCGCGAUUAUGAGUAGAGAGAUUCAUGUACUCAGUUGAAUUUAGAAGCAGCUAGAACACACACGAUUGGGCAUUGUCUUGAGUAGACGACAUUUUUUAAUACGCAAUGACUGCAAUAAGUGUCAUCGCAUUGUGCUUGCUUUUAGUUUCUGUGGGAUACACCCACUUCAAAACAAAAUAUCAAGAGACUGCCCCAGUGGAUGCUUUCGAGAUGAUAAGUUCGUUUCCGUACCUUGCCAUGGUAUACACAUCAAGCGACGACCCGGAAUUCAAGUGUGCCACGGCCACACUCACCUACCUCAAUGAACAAACCAAGGAUAGCACCUAUGUGUGGCACUUCAAGAGUCCCAUCAAUCACCACACUGUUGUAAGAACAUCGACCUUCGAUAUAUCUCAAUCGGAUAACAUAGAUCAAGUGCACUUCAUUCUGGAUGGUAACCAAUGUGAAGUCUACACUGCCUACUACAACUAUACCGACUACGAAAACUGCAUAGUAUCUAUAAUUCCGUACUAUGGAGAGAAUCUUUGUAUAUUGUGGGUGGCGCAAGAGAAGGUGAACAACAUUCCCGAGAAGUGUCUCGCUGCCCACCAUGCGACGUGUCCUGUAGAGUACAGAGCUUACGAGAGCGAUAUCUGUGACGCAUGACCAAUCGCCAGACACAUCUCUGCGAAAUCCAAGUGUUCCAGUUACCCUUCUGUCUCUGAUUGCCUUACACUUGCAGUUUAAUAAAAAUUAUGUCUCAGUCACA
This is a messenger RNA of Rhipicephalus microplus (southern cattle tick), 763 nucleotides long. RefSeq lists its product as uncharacterized. NCBI's taxonomy places the organism in Eukaryota, Metazoa, Arthropoda, Arachnida, Ixodida, Ixodidae. The record is from RefSeq and is a predicted model, not a curated record.